Molecule: messenger RNA, 375 nt
Organism: Cetraspora pellucida
Lineage: Eukaryota; Fungi; Glomeromycota; Glomeromycetes; Diversisporales; Gigasporaceae
Source: the annotation of a GenBank genome assembly
AUGCCUUCUAAAAAUACAAAACCUGUUCCUCAACAUAUUCUUGAUGCUAAUUCUGCUCCUGAAAAUUCUGAAAAUGAAACAUCAUGUGAAAAAACAAAUCAAUUAGCAUAUAAUAAACAAUCUGAUGAUGAAUUUGAUGAAUUUGAUAAUAAAGAAUUUGAUCCUAAUCAAAUUUCAAUUUAUCAAGCAACAAGUAUUGCUGAAAGUACUGAAAUUGAAGUUAGUAAAGAAAUAGUUGCAGUUAAAAAAAGAAGAACAGAAGAAUUAGAUCCAAAAAAAUUAUUUUAUGAAAAUGUAUAUUUUUUAGUUAAAAAUUAUAAAAGAAAACAAAAAAAACUUACAGAAAAAAAUAAAUUAACUGCAUAUGAAUAUUGA